AUGAGAGUUGGUGGUUUUGUAGGGGUGUCAAAUCCCCCGCACGACACUGACACACAAGAAUCGAGGACGUCCUCAGAUGAUACUGCCGCCCAAGAAUACGGUCCCCCCGAGAAGAGACAGAGACGUACCGAUCCAUAUGAUGAGGAGUCUUUGGAUGAUCGAAUCGAGCGGCUGGGAAGGGAGCGUCCCUCCUGCUUCAAGACGAUAUGGUCGGAGAUUGCCUUCGUCUUUAGCAUCGUCAUGUCGCAGAUCUUGACCGAGUACUUUGUCUCUGGUUUCAACGUCAUAUUACCCAAGCUCAUCAUCGAGCUUAAGAUCCCCCAGUCGUCGAGUGUCUGGCCGGCCACCGCUUUUUCUUUGGUCAUUGCAAGCACUCUGUUGGUUUUUGGCAGAUUAGGAGACAUGUUUGGUGGGUAUCCAGUCUACCUCGCCGGUCUGGCAUGGCUGGCGGUUUGGAGUCUCGUCUGCGGGUUCAGCACCAACGCGCUCAUGAUGGACUUCUGCCGGGCGCUCCAGGGGUUUGGAGCGGCGGCCUAUUUACCAACGGGCGUGAUGCUGAUGGGAACCGUCUAUCGCCCGGGCCCUCGCAAGAAUCUGGUCUUUGCCCUUUACGGUACAUUUGCCGUGGUCGGGUUUUUCUUCGGCAUCUUCUGUGGUGGCAUUGUUGGCCAGUUCCUCAAUUGGGGAUGGUACUUCUGGAUUGGUGCCAUCCUCACGGUGGUCAGUCUGGCGACCUCGGCCUUGUCUAUCCCCAACGAUCGAAAAGAACGGCAGCACAAUGGGAUUGUCAUGGACUGGCUGGGCGCUGCCACCAUCGUCUCGGGAUUAGUUCUCGUCGUCUUUGCCAUCACCGAAUCAGCCCACGCCGAAUUGCGGUGGCGGACGCCCUACAUCGCCACACUCUUCUGCGUCGGAUGCGUUCUUCUGUUGGUUGCGGUGUACGUGGAGGGAUGGGUCGCCAAAAUGCCGCUGCUGCCGAGUGACAUCUUCACGGUACCAUGCAUGACUCAACUGAUCGUUGCUACGCUUUUGCUGUACGGGAACGCAGGUAUCUUCCUUCUGUAUGGGACGCAGUACUUCCAAAACAUCAUGGGUGCCAGCCCGAUCCAGGUUGUUGCCUGGUAUACCCCCAUGGUGGUAGGCGGGCUCGUCCUGAGUACCGUGGAGGGAUUUAUCCUCCACCUGGUCUCCGGCCGGCUGCUGCUGAUCAUCUCGGGUCUAGGAGCAGUAGGGUCUCAGCUGCUACUCGCCCUGGUACCCAAGGGGGGUAACUACUGGGCGUGGAUUCUUCCUGCCACGUUCCUCGCCACUGUGGGCAUCGACAUUUCCAUCAACUUGAUCGCCGUCUUCAUUACUACGCAGCUACCCAAGGCCCGGCAAGGAUUAGCAGGAGGCCUCCUCAAUUCCAUCCUCCAGCUCGGCUUUGCUUUGGUGCUUGGUGUCUGCGACAUCAUCCAGUCGUACACCGUGGAAGAGGACGGACUACGACAGAGCUACAAGAACACAUUCUGGAUGGGAGUGGCUCUCGGUGGCGCCAGUCUGGUUCUGGUGACAAUCUGGGGCAGAGUCCCAAAGGCGAAGAGCGAUCUCACUGCGGACGAGAAGUUGGAGCUGCAACGAGAAGUUACAAACAUGUCGUCAGCCUCGGUACCGAUGCCAUGA
Molecule: messenger RNA, 1662 nt
Organism: Capronia epimyces CBS 606.96
Lineage: Eukaryota; Fungi; Ascomycota; Eurotiomycetes; Chaetothyriales; Herpotrichiellaceae
Exons: 1
Coding region: 1-1662 (553 amino acids)
Biological process (GO): transmembrane transport
Cellular component (GO): membrane
Molecular function (GO): transmembrane transporter activity
Source: RefSeq, a predicted model, not a curated record